CGGGAGCGGGCGGUGCCUGGGGCAGAGCGGGCGCGGGAUCCGAGGCGGCUGCUGGAUCCGAGGCGGCUGCGGCCGACUUCUUGGAAGGAACUAGAGAGGGACCACCUUGCCCUGCCCCAUCUUCCUUCAGCUCUGUCUUGUGUGUUACACCUACAUAUAUACACACAGUCUAUGUGUCAUAGAAAGACUUCUUUGAAACUGGAAUAGAACGGAAUAUUUCAGUUGGAAGGGACCUACGCUGUCAUCUAGUCCAACUGAAAAUACAUCGUAAACAUGAGCUGAUGGAGACCCCCGGCCGCAGCGCGCUGCACCUGAGUGACUGGCAGAAGAGCUACUUUGCUGUUACCUCUGGCGCCUGCACGCCCGGGCAGAAGGCAGAUGAAUACCGUGCCCAAAUCCUGCGCGUACAGUACGCGUGGGCAAACUCCGAGAUCUCUCAGGCCUGUGCCACCAACCUGUUUAGAAAGUAUGCAGAGAAAUACUCUGCAAUUAUUGACUCUGACAACAUAGAGACUGGCUUGAAUAACUACGCUGAAAACAUUUUGACUUUGGCAAAGUGCCGGCAAAACGACAGUGACAAGUGGCAAUCUGCCCUGACAACAGAUAAUGUAUUUGGGUUAAAGCGUGUGCAAGAGCGGAUGCAGGCUGGCAAAAAUUUCCGAAGCUCUGGGGUGGCACCGGCAGAUGCCUGUGCCCCAGCUGAUAAAGGUCUCGGUGCCUCCGCCGCUCCAGGUCUUCCUCAGCUCGGCGUCCCCAGUGGCGCCGGAGAGACUGAACUCUGUGCUGGCCCAGCAAAAUGCGCAGGUCGGGGACCCGAUCUCCUUGGGCAGCCCUCACCGGCAGAGUCUCCUCAAAGCGGCGUGCCUGCUGCGACCGAAACUUCGGCUGCCCGUCCUGCCACCUCAGCCUCCUUCAAGGAACAGCUUCCUACAGGUUUCCAGGCAACUCCGCUGUUUGGAAGUAAAGAAGCGGCACGAGGCAGUUCUCUGAAACCGUCGAGCAGCUGUCGUGAUGGACGACAUCUGUCUCUUCCUGGUCAGUCAGCUACACCUGCCUGGUCCGCAAGUUCUGGAAAAAGAAGAGCGUUUUAUGGCCUGGCUGAUGAAGGCAGCGCGGUGGCUCCCAGCCUUGCCCCGUGCCAGGCUUCUGUUGGUACCGAAACCAGCAGUCUUUCAGGGAGCAGAAACAGAGAUGAGGAGAGCAGCGUGCCUGGUUUUAGAACUGCAAAAGAACAGCUGUGGGUGGAUCAGCAGAAGAAAUCUCAGCACCUGCCCCAGCGUGCCCCAGUCGCCUCGUACGGAGGCGUAAAGAAGUCCCUGGGCGCAGGCAGAUCUCGGGGUCCGUUUGGCAAGUUUGUUCCUCCGGUUCCAAAACAGGACGGGAAUGAGAACGGAGAAGCGCAGUGUAAACCUCAUGCGAGAGGGCCGGCGGAUCCGCCGCCGCUUGUAGAUGAGCGGCUGAGAAACAUAGAGCCAAAAAUGGUUGAACUCAUCAUGCAUGAGAUCAUGGACCACGGGCCUCCUGUCAGCUGGGACGACAUUGCCGGGGUUGAGUUUGCUAAAGCUACCAUCAAAGAAAUAGUGGUCUGGCCCAUGCUGAGGCCAGACAUCUUCACCGGGUUACGUGGUCCUCCAAAAGGAAUUCUUCUCUUUGGCCCCCCUGGGACUGGCAAGACUCUUAUAGGCAAGUGCAUCGCGUGCCAGUCGGGAGCGACUUUUUUUAGCAUCAGCGCCUCCUCUCUGACUUCCAAGUGGGUAGGCGAGGGGGAAAAGAUGGUCCGUGCGCUGUUCGCUGUGGCACGAUGUCAGCAGCCAGCAGUGAUUUUCAUCGAUGAAAUUGACUCGCUGUUGUCCCAGCGUGGAGAUGGGGAGCACGAGUCGUCGAGACGGAUAAAAACGGAAUUUCUGGUCCAGUUAGAUGGGGCAGCAACCUCCUCUGAAGAUCGUAUUCUAGUGGUCGGAGCAACGAAUCGGCCCCAGGAGAUCGACGAAGCUGCCCGGAGGAGACUAGUGAAGAGACUGUACAUCCCUCUUCCAGAAGCCUCGGCCAGGAAGCAGAUCGUUACCCGCCUAAUGUCAAAGGAGCACUGCUCUCUAAGUGAAGGGGAGCUGGACGUCAUAGUUAAGAAAUCGAAUGGAUUUUCUGGGGCAGACAUGGCACAGCUCUGCCGAGAAGCCUCUCUGGGCCCUAUCCGCAGCCUCCAGGCGACGGACAUUGCAACCAUCGCACCAGAGCAAGUGCGGCCUAUUGCUUUUCUGGACUUUGAGAGUGCCUUCAGAACGGUGCGGCCCAGCGUCUCCUCGAAGGACCUGGAGCUGUACGAAACCUGGAACCAGACGUUUGGCUGCGGUGGGUCGUCGCACCCUACCUGUUUCUCGGGAACGUCUCCUUAGCGCCGCCGCGUACUGCAGCUGGGAUAAUCUGGGGUGUCUGCACUUCUCUUUCUUUGUUUUUGUCUUUGAAACACAUCUUCCUGUGUUAUGCAGGCAGAUGUCCAGGCCCUGCCCUGAGGUUUAGCUCACUGAAAAGACGGUGAGAAACCGCUGGUCAUGCUAUGAGAAACUGCUGAACACAAGUAGUGGAGCGAGAAGCUGACAGAAAUGACCGAUGGCUGCAGUGAAGGUGGGCAGACUUUGCUGACGUUUAAGGGGAAGAUGGUCAAACCUCACGUACAGCUGAAGGGAGGAUUGGGGGCACCUUGCAAGGCCCCUGUGGUGUGUCAGUAAUGCCGUGCUAGGCUGAGGGGAGCCGGGUAACGUCAGCAGAAAUGCCAGUUUUGGGUAGGGAUGCGGCAAAACUGGGGCUGAUGGGGGAAAAGCACUUGGGGGCGUGUCGUUUGGGAAGAGACAGGCGCAGAGGAAGGAAGGAGUCAAGGCGGGUGUGAGAAGAUUGGGAGGGUGGGUAAAAGGGGAGGGUCUCAUGGAAGCAGCGCUCUUGUCUGCCAGUCCUGUGCCACACCACUGCCGUCUACCCAGCUUCUCAUUAAACCCUUCCUCUGAUCAUUUUCUGCUUGGCCUUGCUUUCUGUGCUGUGUGUGUGGAUGUGUGUUAUCGGGAGCCAGCCGUGGGCAGGCCAACGUGUUUAGAGCCAGGUGCCGUGGUGAUCCCGCUGUGCGGGCAAACCUCACCAGCACUGCUCGCUAGCAAGCUUCAAGCUGGACAAGCUGGCAAGUAGGAGGAAAAGCAGCACCUGGAAAGAGGCGAGCUAUGAGCCAGGGGCAGGGUAAGGGGGCUCAGGGUCUGGGUAUGGCUUUUAGAUGAACUUAAACCCCGUGGCAAUGUUUGAAGGCUCCAGGAGCGUGGUGGUCUUGUGAAGCUGGAGAGUGCAGGGGCCUGCGUGUCUCGCCAGUGAGCCGCAGUCCUGUUUGCGGGAGGUGAGGGACAAGAUGGGGCUGUGUCGUUCGAUUUAUGUGAGCGCGUUUGCUGGGUAGGUGCGUGCUGCCGAAAGCGCUGCUUGCUCUCUGUUCUCGUGUGUGUGUGUGUGUGUGUGUGUGUGUGUGUGUGCAUGUGCGCCCGCCUGUUUGUGUGCAUCUGCCGUUUUGGACUAGGGACGCAGCCUCGCUCCUGCCUGGACCCGCAAUGAAAACCAGCGGCAGGGGCACCCAGCAACGGAGUCAUAGAAUCAUGAAGGUUGGAAAAGACUUCUAAGAUCAUCAGGUCCAACUGCCAACCCAACACCCCCAGGCCUCCUAAACCAUGUCCCAAAGUGCCACGUCUACACAUUUUUUGAACACCUCCAGGGAUGGUGAUUCCACCACCUCUCUGGGCAGCCUGUUCCAAUGCCUGACCACCCUUUCAGUAAAGAUGUUUCUCCUAAUCUCCAGUCUAAACCUCCCUCAUGCAACUUGAGGCCAUUUUGUCUCAUCCUGUCCCUUUUUGCUUGGGAGAAAAGACCAACACCCACCUCACUACAAACUCUCCUUAGCCCUGAGACUGCAGUGAACUUUGAGUUCAGAAUACUUUGGAAGACUUGGCAUUUCACAGAGCUCUUCCUGAUUUCAACAAAAAGUGUCAGUCCUAUUCUUCGCUUGUGUCUUUAGUAAAGUGUGGUAUGUGUUAGAAACUUUUUCAGAGAAAUAAAAAUUCAGGUAUGCAAAUUUAUCUUAAUUUUUGAAAGAGUAAAAGUAGAAUAAUUUGAUUAUUUUUGUAAGAAUAAAUGUGGGAUGUGGUCCAAACUGAUUGACCUUUGUGUCACUGGGGUAAAGAUUACGUGAUUAAAUCUGCUCUUACAAGUUUAGUGUCAGAGAGCUACAGACAGGUACAACGUGAGGUUUUUGCUCCCCAAGCAUCUCCCCAACCGUAAUGAAAACAUGCUGUUGAAAAUCUUCCCUCAGGCAAGUGACUAAAACCCCCAGAGACUUUUAAUUGUUUAGUAAAACCUAAGGGUUGCUCAAGGGUAAUAGAACCCUUAGGUAUGAUAAACUAGCUGCCUUAUUUCUGCUGGGAAUUGUUCUGGUACACCCUGUGAGCAUACUGUGCUCAUCCACGUGCCUGAAUAGUCCUGUUGAAAUGGGAAUGUCUCUGCUGACAGGACCAGGGAGAACACACGAGGCAACAGAGAAUACAAUGCGUCCUGAAAUGCCGAGGACUGGGAUUUCGGCAAUGCUGGGCCGAUAUGUUUGUCCUCUGCAAAGUGGAACUUGUGAACAAGUACGGAUGCAGGUAAUGUGACUGUCUCUUCCGCCGUCUGGCACCGUUCAGGCUUUGCUGCAGGACUUGCAAGUCAGCAGGACUUCCAGUAUCAGCCCAGCGCGUAUUUCAUCACCCGCCGUAGCAGUGCCACCUAACAAGAGACUAGGUCGCUGGUAACGUAAUUUCAGAAAAUGGGGAAAACUGCACAGAAGCAGGGCAUGAUUGUAAUUUAAGGGAAAUGGUGCAGAUAAAUCCACUUUAAUGGAUCUGUUUAGCGUUGGCGGAAACUGAUGUGCUUCUUUCUGGCUGGCUGAACUUCGUAAGACGACAUGCAGGACUCUCCUCUGGUUUUGUGGUUUGGUAACACUUGAUGCGCAAUCUCUUAGCUUCUCUUAAAUAAAGGCAAAUAAUUGCAGUCCUGGGUGGGCGAGGUCUUUAUUAAUAAUCAAGGCAAUCUAGACUCUUCAUUUUCUCAGUGCGCCUUGGAAUUGAGUUAGCAAAAUUGUCUCAGAGCAGCAUGAAAUUCCCAGAUGAAUUCUCAUU
Messenger RNA from Phalacrocorax carbo (great cormorant), 5174 nucleotides. NCBI's taxonomy places the organism in Eukaryota, Metazoa, Chordata, Aves, Suliformes, Phalacrocoracidae. The record is from RefSeq and is a predicted model, not a curated record.